This is a messenger RNA of Uranotaenia lowii, 495 nucleotides long. RefSeq lists its product as uncharacterized. Lineage: Eukaryota; Metazoa; Arthropoda; Insecta; Diptera; Culicidae. The record is from RefSeq and is a predicted model, not a curated record. Bases 1 to 495 code for a protein of 164 amino acids. The transcript has a single exon.
AUGCGAUACCUAAAAGGAACCAAAGAGUACAAACUGGAAUACAACAAGACCAUAACACCGGAGAUUUGUGGAUACACCGACGCGGAUUGGGGAGGAGAUCCGGUCACCAGAAAAUCAACCACCGAGUACGUUUUCACCAUGGCUGGUGGUUCCGUUUCGUGGAAUGUAAAACGUCAAGCGUCCGUAGCAUUUUCAUCAUGCGAGGCCGAAUUCGUUGCUCUAUCUCGUACGAUUCGAGAAGCACUUUGGUGGAAGCAACUUUUGAAGGAGAUCGACACUCAACAUAUGAUCCAGAUUUUCUGCGAUAAUCAAUCCGCUAUUUGUUUGGCACAAAAUGAAGGAAAUAGCCCAAAAACCAAGCACGUGGCUAUACGAUAUUGUUUCGUCAAGGACACCCUGGAUAACGGCGAUGUCGAGCUGCAGUACAUUCCGUCCGACCAGCAACCGGACGAUGGCUUCACGAAGGUUCUACCAAGGCAAACCAAGGACCUCUGA